Molecule: messenger RNA, 1045 nt
Organism: Arachis duranensis
Lineage: Eukaryota; Viridiplantae; Streptophyta; Magnoliopsida; Fabales; Fabaceae
Product: protein THYLAKOID FORMATION1, chloroplastic
Biological process (GO): photosystem II assembly; protein import into chloroplast thylakoid membrane; protein import into chloroplast stroma
Cellular component (GO): chloroplast thylakoid
Source: RefSeq, a predicted model, not a curated record
AUAUAUAUAUAAAAGAAAAGGCCACAAAUUCCCAACACACACUUCCAUUUUCAACGAGCAAUGCAGUCGCCGGAAAACUUCUGAUUCCGGCAACCACCACACUCUGCCACCUUUCUUCUUCUUCUUCUCUCUUCCACUUUCCACCAAUGGCCGCUGUUACUUCUUCUUUCUCUCUCUCUACUCUUUCACAGUGCUCGCAGAGGAAGAACCUUUCCUUCUCUUCUUCUACUCGUUUUUUGGGAACCAAUUCCGAUUCUUUCCGAUUGGGACCGAAUUUCUCGCUACUAUAUGUUGCCGUUCGAGCUUCCGAUUCCGCUUCCAGAGUGGUUGUUCGGUGUUCCUCUUCCCUCUCAGAUAUUCCAACUGUUUCGGAGACAAAGUUAGGUUUCCUUAAAGCCUAUAAACGACCAAUCCCUAGUAUCUACAACAGUGUGUUGCAGGAGCUGAUUGUCCAGCAUCAUUUGAUGAGAUACAAGAGAUCAUACCAGUAUGACCCUGUAUUUGCUCUUGGCUUUGUCACUGUAUAUGAUCAACUCAUGGAAGGGUAUCCUAGUGAUGAGGAUCGGGAUGCUAUCUUCCAGGCAUACAUUAAUGCAUUGAAGGAAGAUCCAGAACAAUACAGAGCAGAUGCACAGAAGUUGGAAGAAUGGGCACGGGCUCAAAACUCAACCUCCCUGAUUGAGUUUUCAUCCAGAGAAGGAGAAGUUGAGGGAAUAUUAAAGGAUAUUGCAGAAAGAGCUGGUGCAAAGGGGAAUUUUAGCUAUAGUCGCUUCUUUGCAAUUGGCCUCUUUCGCCUUCUUGAAUUGGCAAAUGCAAUGGAACCAACAAUUUUGGAAAAGCUUUGUGCAGCUUUAAAUGUUGACAAAAGAAGUGUUGAUCGGGACUUGGAUGUGUAUCGCAAUCUACUUUCUAAGUUGGUUCAAGCUAAAGAGCUGCUAAGGGAAUAUGUUGACAGGGAGAAGAAGAAAAGAGAAGAAAGGUCUGAACCACAAAAGGCAAAUGAGGCCAUCACAAAAUGUUUGGGACAACAGCAAAUUUCUGCCCU